AUGGCAGCACUGGCAGUGUUAAUGGUACCAUCACCCUUCCUGUUUUUCCAUCUCCUGCCCAUGAAGGCAGAGUUGAGGGAGGAGGGUGAAAAAGUUAUAGCUUCAGGGAUCUGCGGUUCAGAUAACCACAUACUAGAUGGAUCAAUUCCAUUACAUUUACCUGCAAUUUUGGGACAUGAAGGAGCUGGAAUAGUAGAAAGCAUUGGAGAAGGUGUGAGCACUGUGAAACCAGGAGAUAAAGUCAUAUUAAGUGCUCUGCCCCAGUGCAGAGAAUGUGACUCCUGCUUACAUGAGAAGGGCAACUGUUGCCUGAAGGAAGAUAUGUUUUCUCCAGUUGGACUGAUGCUUGAUGGUACCAGCAGAUUUACAUGUAGAGGGAGGAAAGUGUAUAAUAUUUUUGGAACAAGCACAUUCACUGAAUACACCGUGAUGCAUGAGUUUUCAGUAGUAAAAGCUGAUGAUGAUGCACCCUUGGAGAAUGUCUGUAUAUUAGCUUGUGGAUUCCCCACAGGUUAUGGAGCUGCUGUUAAUGCUGCACAGGUGACUCCUGGUUCUACCUGUGUUGUCUUUGGGCUUGGAGGUGUUGGCUCUGCAGUUGUUCUUGGGUGCAAAGCAGCUGGUGCUUCCAGGAUCAUUGGCAUUGACAUCAAUGAAGGGAAAUUUGAGAAAGCAAAAGCUUUUGGGGUCACUGAUUGCCUUAAUCCUCGAAACUUCAAGAAGCCCAUCCAGCAGGUGAUAAUGGACAUGACUGGCUUUGGUGCUGACUUUACCUUUGAGGCUACUGGGACUAUUGAAACCAUGAUUGCUGCUUUAGAGUCCUGCAACAUGAGCUAUGGUGUCUGUGUUAUUAUAGGAGUACCACCAGCAAAAUCCCAGCUCUCUUUUGAUCCACUGUUGCUAUUGUCUGGCCGGGUCCUCAGAGGCUCCUUGUUAGGAGAGUAUAAAACCAGAGACUGUAUUCCUGUAUUAGUGGAUGAUUACAUGAAGAAGAAAAUUGAUGUGGACUCAGUGAUAACCCAUAAAUUGCCUUUUGUCGAAAUCAAUAAAGGAUUUGAACUCCUCCGAUCGGGAAAAUGCAUUCGAUGUGUCCUGUUGUUCUGA
Messenger RNA from Sarcophilus harrisii (Tasmanian devil), 1101 nucleotides. Its product is annotated as alcohol dehydrogenase 1-like. Gene Ontology annotation, molecular function: all-trans-retinol dehydrogenase (NAD+) activity; zinc ion binding. The record is from RefSeq and is a predicted model, not a curated record. Gene Ontology annotation, biological process: retinol metabolic process; retinoic acid metabolic process. The transcript is spliced from 8 exons. Bases 1 to 1101 code for a protein of 366 amino acids. Gene Ontology annotation, cellular component: cytosol. NCBI's taxonomy places the organism in Eukaryota, Metazoa, Chordata, Mammalia, Dasyuromorphia, Dasyuridae.